Molecule: messenger RNA, 2797 nt
Organism: Mercenaria mercenaria
Lineage: Eukaryota; Metazoa; Mollusca; Bivalvia; Venerida; Veneridae
Product: tumor necrosis factor-like
Exons: 5
Coding region: 530-1336 (268 amino acids)
Biological process (GO): immune response
Cellular component (GO): membrane
Molecular function (GO): tumor necrosis factor receptor binding
Source: RefSeq, a predicted model, not a curated record
UUCACCAUAAAUAUAUACAUCAUAGAUUCACCAUAAAUAUAUACAUCAUAGAGGAGUAUCUAUCCGUUUAAUGUAAUUAAAGACACACUUUCAUUUGCACAUAACGAUAAAUCUAAUCUGAUAGUGGUUAAGGUGCCGACCGCUCAAUCUGAAUGUCGUGGGUUCGUGCGCCACUGGGGGUCAAAACGACGCCUUCUCAUAUGACACUAGGUCUGUUUUUCACAUUAAUUCAAAAUAGCUUGACGCUUUUAUCACACUCUUCUUUCAUUACAUAAAUGAUACACAACACAAAAAAACAAACACUGACCAAAGCUAGGAAAAAGUAACAAAUUGUGAGGUCGAAGACAAUUCAACUAGCUACAAACGUGUGAACGGACAUUCCUGAAGAGAUAUAGUGUGAUUGCAAUGGAAAAGUUCAUCAAAAAUAUUUUGUCAGUGGAGAAAUAAAGGCUUCUUUCUUGGGUAAACAAUAGCGAAUAAACCAAUUAGCUUUAAAACGAAAAACGUCAAAGAGGAGAAAUGCCUUUUUAUGGUUCUCAUAAUCACAACUUGUAUCGAGCUGCUUACUUUACUUACCCUGGUAUUGUACUGGCGAGUAAUGAGACAAAGUCUUUUGACGCCAACACGGCAACAGCUGUGCUUCAAACAAAAAUUUACCACAGCAAAGGAAAUGAAAGACUGUCCUCUAGGAAUGAUGAUGAAAAUUGAAAACAGGCCAGGACUAUGUUGUGGGAAUGCUGAUGUUGUCUUUAACAGCUUCGUUUCUAAGAGUGUUUCUGAAAAGUUCAAUGACAACGCCAAUCCAGAGACAACUACACUGGACCUGAGCGGUUUUAAUUGUGAAGCAGUAAAACCAAAUCCAGUGACUCUUCAUCUUUUAGGGAUUGCACCCGAUACAAAACCUGUACCUGUUGGAACAUCAUCAAAGAUAUUCUGGAAUGCACCGGUCGUCUCCGAUGUGAAGCCAGGAUUCAAAUAUUUGGUCAACGAUGGUACAAUUUAUUUAGAAAGGUCGGGAUUUUACUUUGUCACUUCACAAGUAAAAAUGAUGUUUGGAAACAUGAAUAGUACCGUUGAUGCUGUUGACGACAUAUUUGGACACUAUGUGAAUUUGAUCUCGAAAAGAGGAGUUGGUUACACGCUUGUUGGAAACGCAAAAUCAAGAUGUAAAACUAUUCAAGAAGAGUCAGAAUAUACCAGUAUUGUCGGGGCUGUAUUUAAACUACAAAAAGGAGAUCGGAUAUAUGUUGCCAUAUCCCAGCCUCAGCAUCUGGCACAGGAUCAAAGCAAGAGUUUCUUUAGCAUCUACAGUAUUUCAUUACAUACUUGUGGUUGAAAUUAUGCAAAGCAAAUGAACUGCUGUGUAUCUUUGGAAGGAAAACACAAUUUUGCACAACUGUUUCGAAAGAACGUUAAAAUAGCAUCUGUUUACAAGUGCAAUUAUCUGAGUUUUAGUUGUCAGUGACCUUUCAAACAAAGGUUAUAAAAAUACAAAUACUAUAUUUGAAUGAGGUGAAAUACUACUAAAUGAAUAAUUUUAAUAUUAUGGUAAUCAUAAUUGCUAUUUUUACGGUACAGAUUUUAACAAAGUUAACACUUCUUAUUGCAAACAAUUACAGUAUAAUUAAGAAAUAAUAAGUUCCCAAACGUGCUUUAUCUCAGAAUAACCCGAGUUUUGAGUUCUCAUGUGAAAGAAUAUAUCACAAAGGCUGUAGACCUGAGUGAUAUAUUGUUUUGCAUAAGAACGAAAAACUCGGGUUAUUCUAUGAUAAAUCAAACUUGGGAAAUUAUUAUUUUCAUUCUAACACGACAUACUAGUGUCAACAGUGUUAGAAAUAGUUGUAACUACUUUUUACGAACGGAUCGGAUGACGUCACUGCACGCGAGUGGUUUAUUGCGCGCGCGUGUGUGUGUGUGUGUGUGUGCGUGUGCGUGUGUGUGUUCGGGUGUAACGUCUUUUUCAACAAUUUUUCAGUCGUUGUUUAUUGUAGAAUAACCCGAGAUAGAAUUUGCUCUACAUGCAUGUAGGUUAUUUGCUGGUCGUGUUAGAAUGUUCUAUAAUAAGUAUGAUUUCAAAUGGUAACAUCAAAAAUAACAAUACAUAUUACCUACCGAAAUAAAUUGUUCCAUUUUUCAAACGAUCUUUUGAAUAUGACUUUUACAUAAUUUGAAAGAAUUUGUGCCUAGAUUGUUUUAAUCACAUCAUGUUUUAACAAACACAGAACACUGUGGAGAAUGCUUUAAAUAUUAUUAUUCUGUCAUUGUUUUUACGUAAAGAAACAUUUCCUAAUUUUAGAUUUACCAUAGUAAGUAUACCCUACGUAAUGAUUAUUUAUAUUCAAAUUGAAUCUAGGUGUCAUAGAAUACAGUACACUCCUAUUUAAAAUCCUUGAUGAUAAGACCUGAUUAAAAAUCAUACGCUAGUGAGUAACGACGAACAUACCAUAUUGAGCUUAUGUUCUACUUGGCCAUGCUAAGAAUUACCUGAUAUACAGUGUUUAUAUACUAUGACAUUUAUUAUUGUUACGAUUCCUCUUUCUAGGACCAUUGGCUGGGACAAAAGACAGUUUAUCAAAACUUAGUAUCAAAUAGUCUAAAUGAACUGCUUUUUGUAACGUUAAAUUACGAACAAUGGCACCAGUAAAAUAAUGACUUUGACUGAUCUUCUGCGAAGUAGAUACUGUUGUUCCGUGAUUUGACGUCACCUUUUGUCGUCCGCCACUUCUAAAGUUAGUGGAGCGAUACAAACUGCUUGGAAUUUUCCUAUAAUAUGAAAUGAAAGUAAAACAUAAAGAUA